CGUGUGGCUCACCUGUAAGACAAAGCUAUCUGCCACUAGAUUGUUAUCCUCUCCGCAUAACUACUUAGUUGACACGAGCUCAAGUUAGAGGAGGCACGCAGAGACCACAUCCAAUAAACCACUACUCCUUAAUUUCCAUUCUGCUAACUGGAAAUUUGACGUACCAAAUAAUCAUGUCUGCAUCCGCUGUGGUUGCUGGUGCCUCGGCCUCUUCCUGCUCUGCUGCUUACUCAAGAAACCUCGGCAUCACAAAAUCUAAUGCUUCUAUUCCAUCCCCCAAAUCAUCCACCUCUCCAAUAUGCCAGAGAACUAGUUUUCAAGGUUUAUCACUGCAAGAAGCCAAAAGGGGUGUUUCGAAUUCGUUUCUAGCUGAGAGUAAGAGGAAUUCCACUAGCAUUGGUGGAAGAAGUAGAACCCUUGAGAUCACUGCAAGAUCAACUGCUGCAAAGAAUAUCGAAGUUGAAGUUGAUAAGCCAUUGGGGCUCACCCUUGGUCCUAAGAAUGGUGGUGGAGUUGUAAUUACGGUCAGUUACUUUAUAUCACUGCAAUUUUACACGGGGUAACAGGUCAUUUGCCAUGUUUUACGAGUUAUCAAUCGAUA
This is a messenger RNA of Nicotiana tabacum (common tobacco), 601 nucleotides long. Lineage: Eukaryota; Viridiplantae; Streptophyta; Magnoliopsida; Solanales; Solanaceae. The record is from RefSeq and is a predicted model, not a curated record.